GUAACAACAUCUAGCGAGCGCGGAGUUGUCCCUAAGUUUUCCACUGUGAAUUUUAUCUAACGUGGUGAACGGAAGCCGGCCGAUGCGCACAUCUCGUUGCCGCAUCCCGUUUCACUCGGCCCUCCGCCAAUCGCCUCCGACCUCCGACCAAACGGACCUCUACACCUCGAUUCUCCCUCAGUCUUACUGUGGGCGGCGCGACGCACGCACGUACGCCACGGUCGCUCGGCAUCCGCUCGCGAGCUUUCGAAUUUUACCUGUGGAUUGUCAGUGACAUGUGUCUGUAAAAAAUACUUAUCAAAUAUAAACAUUGUGGAUUUUUUUCUGGAUUAACACUGCCCUGUUUCGAGUUCCGGGAAAAUCACAUCAUAUCAUAUUCAAGUUAUUUCUUUUUGGAGUGCCGUGUUAAGCUCAAAGAUUUGAUCUUCGAAGUGGCUGUUCUGUAAAGAUACGAAACAGCUACGGAUUGGCAAGAACAUCGCAGAUAGCAAGGACUCGUGCUGAAGAAUAUGGACGAUAAAUCAUGCUCAAUGAGCGCUCGGAAAUGAAACAAAAAACGAGAAAGAAACUGUUCAAACAUAAACAAACUGAGGCGAAGUUAUAGCCAACACAUUCACCAAAGUCAUGUGAAGCUAAUGUUCAUUAGUGCAACUGUCAUAUCGAAGAAGCAUAUCUUGUGACAAUCGUAAAACACGAAGACAUAUCUCAUUAUUUAUGCUAGUCACCCUUUUGUGAUUAUAGAUAGUGUAAACAUUAUUGCUCAAAUUCUAUAAAGAAGAUUUUUUGAUUUAAACAUCCUAGAUUUUAAUGAAGAUAAGACUUAAAAUAUUCAAGUUUUGAAACAUGUAUUGAGCUAAUCAGAUAAACAUAGAACUUUAUCCAGUCUAUAUCUUGAUAUAAGUUGUGACUAGAAUGAAAUACUACAGCAUGUUUUUCCGAAGGCGGACGUUGAUACUAAAGGCUGUGCUCAUACUGACAGCGAUAUGGUUUAUGGUUGCCUUGUUGACCACUAAUGGCGGUUCAAGGAACGCGAUCGUAGCACCAGCGAUCGAAUACGAUGAUGCGGAGGCGAAACCCUUGAAAAUGGCGAAGCCAACAUCCACAAAAAGGAAGAGCGAGACUUACGGCAAUAAUCUAUCUGAUGCACCAACGCGGGUCGAUUGGAUGGGUCGGCUUGCGGGAAAUGAAGGGCUAGGCGUGAUCGCUGCUCCUGGCUCGGACAACGCUCCCGGAGAACUUGGCAAACCAGUCGUUCUGCCGAAGAAUAUAAGCGAUGACACGAAGCAAGCCGUCUCAGAGGGAUGGAAGAAGAACGCCUUCAACCAAUACGUUAGCGACCUGAUAUCGAUUAGGAGAAAGCUGCCGGACCCCAGGGACGAGUGGUGCAAAGUGCCGGGCAGGUACCUAAAAGACCUACCGCAGACGUCCGUCGUGAUUUGUUUCCACAACGAAGCGUGGUCGGUGCUACUUAGAACCGUUCACUCGGUGCUGGAUCGAUCGCCAGCGCACUUGAUCAAGGAAAUCAUUCUUGUUGAUGACUUUUCUGAUAUGCCUCACCUAAUGCAGCAGCUUGAUGACUACAUGUCAUCAUUACCAAAAGUUAGGAUAGUCAGAGCUACACGACGUGAGGGUCUCAUCAGAGCGCGUUUACUUGGAGCCCGAUACGUCACUGCACCCGUUCUUACCUAUCUCGACAGCCAUUGCGAGUGCACUGAAGGAUGGCUCGAACCAUUACUAGAUAGAAUUGCACGUAGCAAGAGUACGGUCGUGUGCCCCGUAAUUGACGUCAUCGACGACAAUACCCUCGAGUAUCAUUAUAGAGACUCAUCUUCAGUCAAUGUUGGUGGUUUCGACUGGAAUCUCCAGUUCAAUUGGCACCCUGUUCCUGCGAAGGAGCGAGCGAGACACCAACAUACUGCGGAGCCUGUCUGGUCUCCGACUAUGGCUGGUGGUCUAUUUGCUAUAGACAAGGAAUUCUUUGAGCGACUGGGGACUUACGAUAGCGGUUUCGACAUUUGGGGCGGUGAAAAUCUAGAGCUGUCAUUCAAAACAUGGAUGUGCGGUGGAACUCUAGAAAUAGUUCCGUGUUCGCACGUCGGUCACAUAUUCAGGAAACGUUCACCGUACAAGUGGCGGACCGGUGUCAAUGUACUCAAGAGAAAUUCUGUGCGAUUAGCUGAGGUGUGGUUGGACGAUUAUGCGAAGUACUACUAUCAGCGGGUUGGUAACGAUAAAGGUGAUUUCGGAGACAUUACCGGCCGUAAAGCUUUAAGAGAAAAGUUAGGUUGCAAAUCAUUCGAGUGGUAUUUGAAGAACAUUUACCCCGAACUGUUUAUUCCUGGAGAAUCUGUUGCUCACGGCGAGAUCCGAAAUGUCGCCUUCAAAAAGAUAUGUUUGGACUCUCCGACGCGCAAGUCAGAUCAUCAUAAGCCAGUCGGACUAUACCCGUGUCACCGGCAGGGAGGAAAUCAGUACUGGAUGUACUCGAAGAACGGCGAGAUUCGACGUGACGAGACGUGUCUGGACUACUCUGGACACGAUGUGGUGUUGUACCCCUGUCACGGAGCCAAGGGCAACCAGCUGUGGCUAUAUGACGCCCAUACGAAGUUACUGAAGCACGGUUCAAGUGAAAAAUGCAUGGCGAUAUCAAGGAGUAAAGACAAAAUAGUUAUGGAGACGUGUAACGAGUCUGAGGCCAGACAAAUGUGGAAUAUGGAGAACUUUAACGCUGAGAGGUUAGCUCCCGAGCUGGUAAUGGCAGAGUAGCCGGAGGCGUACCUUGAAGUGCUGUUCAUUUAAAACGGCAAUGACAAUAUAACUAAUAUUGUGACUGUGACUUAGUGUUAAUUUAAAUGGUUCACUUGUUGUCUGAUGCAAUGAAUGCUUGUAGUUAAACGUGUAUUUUAUUGUAUAGUGGGAUACUACGAGCUGUUUAUCGGUAGACGAUAAGGCUUCAUGUAAACAGGCUUGUUGUACAUUUUCGAUUGCUGAUAAAAUAUGAACCCCGUUGAACUUGGCCUACUGACGACUGAUGUGUUUGAUUUUAGUUUCGCUUGAAUGCCAUUUGUUUAGUUCCUACAGAUUCUGUGCGAAAUGUUCGGGACAAGAGAAUUUGUGGACGGUAAAAUUUUUGCGUUUGUCUACAACUGUUUUAUCGUUGGUGCUUGCCUAUGUUUGUUUUAUCGCGAGACACCUUUAUUUAUUAUUUCUAAAAUUGUUAUUAAUCUUGCUGUUGUUGAGAACCGACAUUUUAUUUAUGUUUAAAAUUUUCUUUUCUUUAUGCAACUGUUAUUCUUACUAUUUAAUGGGAAACUUAUCUAAAUUAUACAUAUCUUUAUAUAUAAAAACGUUUUAUCGAUAUUUUCAACUAGGAUGAAUGUUUAUUGCCGUCUUUUUAUAAAUUUAAAAGUGUUUUAUGUAAAAAUAAUGUUGUAAUAGUAUUCUUUAUCGAGUAUUAACUAACUGGUUAGAUUUUAGUAUACACUUGAACUGUACAUAUCUUUGAUAUCAGUAUGCUUCAAUAUAUUUAUUACUAUUACUUAAAUUACAAAAUGGACGACCUAAGGAAUAAAUCAGUGACUGAAAUAUGGAAUGAAAGUCAGAACGAACCCUUUUAUGAACGCCUAUACGUCAUAUAUCAGACCUAAUGCUGGCACUUAGCGUAUUUGUUGAAAUAUUGGCUAUGAUUAGCCAUUACAAAAUGUGCUUUAUGCCUAUGGAAAUAACGUUUAUUCUUCAUCAAGUGAAUAUAUCUAAUAUUCACACGAAUAUGCCAAGUUAAGUGCUACCAUGACGUUUCAUGAUAUUUACAUAUUCACAUAAAAUUCUAAUGAUAUAAUUAUGUCUCCUCCAUGAAAUAUGAAAAUCAUUGCAUUAGCACAUCAAAUAUGACGUAAAUGUAAUAUGUAAAAAGUUAAACUUUUGAGAAGUGUUAAAGAAAAUUUUGUUUUUGAUUUUUUCAAACACAUAUCACAAAUCUGUUUUUUUUUUUGUAAUGCACUAUAUAUUUAAAUCCAAGGUCAACAAUGAUACAUAAAGGGUAUUUCCAAAUAUAUCAAAAUUUAUGUUUAGUUGUACGUAAAUUACAUAAUUGUGAUUUAUCUAAAAAUACAUUUCAAUAGUCGUAUUGACUUACGUCGUAGAUUGUAAAAAUUUUAGUGAAAUUGUAAAAUAAUAAACGAUAGAUUUUUAAAAGUAUGUUAUUCAAUAAGAAAAUAUUUUUGUACUCAUAAGUUACUGAGCGAAUUUAUUUUUUAGUCACAAUGUACUGUUUUCAGUUUUUCGAAGGUGACCGAUUAAUUUUUGAAAUUUUUCUUAAAAUAAUAGAAAAUUUAAUUUGAAUGAGAUCACAUAGAUUUUUGUGGAACUUUUAUAAGUAAAAGUACAUUGACAUUAUUAUUAAGCUAAUAUUCAAGAUAACGUUUUUAAUAUCUAAACAUUCCUGGCGCAUUUUAUUAACUGCAAAAAUUACUUCACUGUGUCUUUAAUUGAAAAUAUAACAUUCCUCUUUGUGAUCGAACACAAAAAUAUAAUUAAUGAUACCCUUAAAUAUUCCCUAACAGUUUAAAGAAAUUAUUAGGUAGUGUAUUAUUAAUUUAGACCUUCUAUUAUUAACUCCACAUUUUAGACUAUGAGCCAGUAUUUUUUAUUUUUCUUCUAGAGCAUAAAAUUAAUAGACAUGACACGAUACUGCCAGAUUAGUCUUCCUAGGUGUUUGUGCUUAAUUUAGUCACUUUCCUCUUUCUAAUCAUUUCAUAUUAACAUACGCCGAGUUACGAAGCCUUACAAUGAUCCUGUUUAGGUGUGAGAAAGGGAUGGUGUAUAUAUCUUGUAUAGCUUUGUCUUUCUGUAACACGAACGCCCGAGUACACGGACAACAUAAACGUCCGUUUUUCCGACUGUUAACUUUGAAAACAAAACGUGAAAAGUUAUAGUAAACAAUUGAUUUAAGAAAAUUUACGUUUUUGCUGUCGGUGAACUUGGACCGUAGUUUGGAUCAGUGUAAGGAAUCAUAACGGCCCCAGCAUAGGACUACGUAAAUAUUUGACUGAAUAUAAUUUGUGAAUAUCGUCGAUCGUGUAGAAAUAAAAUUAUUUCCGAUAUAUAUCGGAGAUCAUUUUAUUUAUAGCUAGCUUUUACGACUAAAAUAGGAACGAUGAGAAAUUGAAUUAGACUUUAUUAACAAUUGUUUGUUCAUCUGCAAUUGAUGCUGUCAAUGUGUUAUUAUAUUUCAAUUAGAGAAUUGAUUUUUUAAUUGUAAACUUUUGUUUAAUUCUACAUUUAAUUUAUUAUCACGUAAUAUCACACGGUAACUUUUAAUUCUGUAUAGAGUUUCGUUAGCUAUGAAAACUGUCACAAUUAUUUAAGACUAUUUUAGAAAAUAAUUUGACAUUAAAAUGUUUAAUAUUUUUUGAGGAAGAGAUUGUUUUAGUUGAAACUUUAUUCCGUGAUUUGAAUGUAAAUAGCUUCUUAUAGUUGAGGAGUAUCUAAACGCGGUUAUUUUUUAUUGGGAGAGGUGUGAAGUUAAUUUUCUUUUUCAGAUUAGUGUAGCAAUAUUUUAUGAUGUAUGUACAUUUAUUGAAGUUAAUAUACCAAAUUUUAGUAGUUUUCUUUAUUGAUUUUGCUUCUCAAUUUAAAAAGCAAAAAAAGGGAAUUUAUUUCUAUGGAGCAAAAAAAAUGCGCUAUUAACUUCACACCCUGUAUGUAAAAAUAAAACCGUGCAUUCACAAUUGUAUAGUUAGUAAAUUAUUAGAAAUAUAACUAAAUAGAUUAUGUAAUAAGAUGUUUUAAUGUGCCUUAUAACUUUACAUAAUUAUUGAAUGUUGAAAUUUCUGUAUAUAAUGCGGUGUCUCCAAAUGUAAUUAUACUAGGUAUGUACUAUAGCGUAACAUUUAGAUGGCGAUUACAUAGUAUUUGUAAAAUAAAGCAUUAUGUUGGAUUUGUA
Molecule: messenger RNA, 5944 nt
Organism: Helicoverpa zea (corn earworm)
Lineage: Eukaryota; Metazoa; Arthropoda; Insecta; Lepidoptera; Noctuidae
Gene: Pgant9
Product: putative polypeptide N-acetylgalactosaminyltransferase 9
Exons: 14
Coding region: 913-2766 (617 amino acids)
Cellular component (GO): Golgi apparatus
Source: RefSeq, a predicted model, not a curated record